CUUUCCUUUAAAGACGCAGGCCGAAGCCCCGCCCACUACGGAAGGUGAAAGGGUCUCACGGCGGAGCCCGUUUGCGGGCUCCUUCUGCCAAACCUUACCAAUCGGCGGCCCGGAACAGGCCAUCAGACGUAUUGAUAAGUUGUUCAUUACGUUCACGAAGAGGUGUCUGUGAGUCAGCAGAGAUUCAAGAUUCUGCAUCGUCCUAAAUAAACCCUUAGGGUGACACCUGCUUUUGGAGCUGGCACUGUGAGAUCCAUGGGGAACGGGGUCAACUAAGAUAACUUUGACGUUUCCUGUGCACGGACCUGCAAUGUUCACAGUGAGCUUUUCUCCCUGCUUUUUAGGAUGGCUGCCCUUUUGCUAAAGAGGUUAACAUUACGAACUAUAAAAACGGAAAAUACUUGCAUUAGAAGAUGUUUGGGUAAAUACGUCGUACAAAAGACGGCUCUGGCGGAGCCAUCCCACAUUGCCUCUGCCCCAAGACGGUCCUGCCUCAUUCACGCAAAAGCUUUUAGUACUGAAGACACCCAGGACAAGAGAGAAAAGAAAAAAAAGAAUGAAACAGCUUUUCGUAACGUUGGAAGAAAAAUUAACGAGCGCAUCAUUCAGGUGCUGGACGAGAAGGGCAACGACCUGGGCCCCAUGCACCGAGCGAACGUGAUCAGGCUCAUGGCCGAGCAGGACCUGCGGCUGGUGCCGAGGGACCCCGGCGCCGAGCCCCCGCGGUACCAGCUCAUGACGGGCACGCAGAUCUACCAGGAGCGGCUCCGGCGCAGAGGGAUGGAGAGGGCCGAGCCCAAGCCUGGACCCACCCUGACAAAGGAACUGACUUUUUCUUCAAAUAUUGGACAACAUGAUUUGGACACAAAGAGUAAACAGAUUCAGCAGUGGAUCGAGAAAAAGUACAAAGUUCAAAUUACAAUAAAGAAAGGGAAGAAUACAGAAGAGCCAGAAAACAAAAUGGAGGAGAUAUGUAAUCAAAUACUCCAGACUAUGCCUGGAAUAGCUACCUUCUCAUCCAGGCCACAGCCCAUCAGAGGGGGAAAGGCUGUGACGUGUGUGCUUCGUCCCUUGAGCCAAAAGGAAGAGAACGCGUGCAGAUCAGCUCAGGGGACCCCGAGAGGAGACGCUCUGAACAGAGAAAAUGGAAACCACGGAGCAUCCAACGCUCUGCACCAGUGAUUUUAAUAAAAACGUGCUUCUGAGAGAAAAUAACUGAGUGGCUGGUCUGCGGUCCUUCAAACAGAGCAGUCUGGUGUGUAGCUGGGGCCAGCGUCGCCACGGCGGAGGGCACCUGGCCUUUAGUGCAGUUCAGAAGGCAGUUCAGUCUCCCCGUUUCUGGGCAAAGACACACCCUGGUCCUGUGUCCUUUUAGGAGGAAUGUACCCGCUCAGCCGAGAGGCCAGACUCCGUUUUUCAUGGGACGGUCUCACCUUUGGGAAUAAGGAAGACAGAUUACAGGCAGGCCUCUACAUCUGCGGGUCAACCAACAGCUGAUCAAAAAUAUUUUAGAAAAAGAAAAAUCCAGAAAGUUCCAAAAAGCAAAAUUUGAAUUUACCGUGUGCUGACAACAAUUUACAUAGCAUUUUCAUUGUAUUAGGUAUGGUAAGUAACAUGAUUUAAGGUAUAUGGAGCACGUGCGGAGGUUAUAUGCAAAUACAGCUGACCCUUGAACUUGGGGGGGGUUAGGCACGUGCACACCUGCGCAGUCAAAAAUCCUCAUAUAACUUUACUUGGGCAUCUGCGGAUUUUGGUAUCCUGGGGGUUCCUGGAACCAAUUCCCCAUGGAUACCAAGGGACAACUGUAACUCGAAUUCAAAAUCAAAAACUACUGGAAUCGUGUACCUAUCAGGUAUACAACUACUGCAGUAUAUACAACAACAGAAAUACUGUCGUAAAGAAAGAAAGUGAAAUCCACACAAUUGCUUUGUAUAGUAGUACAGCCUCACACAGUAAUAAGUAGUUGAAAAUAUGCUAAACAGAUUGUAUCUAGUUUAAGCAAUUCAUGUUUUAAAAUUAACAGCUUGCUAAGUCUCAACUUACUUUGAGCUUCAUUUUCUUCUUGUCAGGGUCAUGCACAACGGCAUGCCUGCUGAGGCUCUGCUACAAUGAAGGAAAAAGAAAAAGUUUUAUUCGUAAAAUACUGCCACUUGGUAUUUGGUGUCUGCUAAUAUGAAAACCCCAUGAGUCAUUUAAAUAAACGGACAGCCUUCUUUCUGUUA
This is a messenger RNA of Balaenoptera acutorostrata (minke whale), 2222 nucleotides long. RefSeq names its product mitochondrial translational initiation factor 3 (gene MTIF3). Gene Ontology annotation, cellular component: mitochondrion. The record is from RefSeq and is a predicted model, not a curated record. The coding region runs from base 346 to 1182 and encodes 278 amino acids. Gene Ontology annotation, molecular function: translation initiation factor activity; ribosome binding. NCBI's taxonomy places the organism in Eukaryota, Metazoa, Chordata, Mammalia, Artiodactyla, Balaenopteridae. The transcript is spliced from 5 exons. Gene Ontology annotation, biological process: mitochondrial translational initiation; ribosome disassembly.